AUGUCAGCGACAGUGGAGCAGGACGGAGGUGAAUUGGAAGCCAGGUUGACAGAAACGCAAGGCUCGAGACAAAACGGUAUCUCUGUAAGGGACAACUUGAAGUCUCUGGCAGCCGGUGGCGUGGGAGGAGUGUGUGCUGUGAUCACAGGACACCCUUUUGACCUGCUGAAAGUGCGGUGUCAGUCAAACCAGGCUUCCGGAGCGGUAGAUGCGGUGAAAAAAGUGCUGUUGGAGGCCAGAGGUCAACCAGGACCAGCGGUGCUGAACCAAUUGCGUGGCUUAUAUCGAGGCGUGGUUCCACCGCUGCUGGGAGUGACUCCGAUCUUUGCAGUCUCGUUCUGCGGAUAUGACAUGGGCAAACGGCUGGUGACAUGGGGGUCGAGCCCGAAAACCGAGAUUGCAGGCUCGAGCUCCAAAACCACGCCGUUGAGCACCGGCCAGCUGGCUCUGGCAGGUCUCAUCUCGGCCGUCCCUACAACGCUGGUCACUGCUCCCACAGAAAGGGUCAAAGUCGUGAUGCAAACUUCAAAGGGAGCAUCUUUUGCAGGCGCUGCAGGGAAACUGGUGCGUGACGGAGGUGUCAAAUCGCUGUUUCGCGGGUCUUUGGCCACCCUGGCCCGUGACGGGCCCGGAAGUGCGCUGUAUUUUGCAUCCUACGAGGUCUCCAAACGUUACCUUUCGAGCCUCCAAACAGACGAUUCCCUCAGCAUCACCAAUAUCUGCCUUGCCGGUGGCAUUGCAGGCAUGAGUAUGUGGAUCGGCGUUUUCCCCAUCGACACCAUAAAGACAAGACUACAAUCUAGUGCAUCGGCCAGCACGAUGUCAGAGGCAACUCGCGAAAUAUACCGUCGGGCUGGGAUAAAGGGGUUUUUCCCCGGACUGGGACCUGCUUUGAUGAGAAGCUUCCCGGCCAACGCUGCCACAUUUCUUGGCGUCGAGCUCACUCACCAACUGUUCAAACACUACAAUGUGUGA
This is a messenger RNA of Lachancea sp. 'fantastica', 975 nucleotides long. NCBI's taxonomy places the organism in Eukaryota, Fungi, Ascomycota, Saccharomycetes, Saccharomycetales, Saccharomycetaceae. The record is from the annotation of a GenBank genome assembly.